UGCUUGCUGCCAUCUAGUGGAAGAUACCAAUAAAAACGUUAUUAUCAGGGUGGGGAGGCGGCUGAGCUGAAACAGAAAGUAAAGUUGUUAUUCUUUACAGGAUCCAUUUUGAGACGACCGAGCAGAAAACACUAUAUGGAGAGAAGUAAACAAUAAAGUGUCUCGACAAUCAGUCUGCGUGGUGAGGAUGAAAUUCUGUAGAGAGAGGAAGGGGGCACUGCCUCUGGAUAAAGUGUGGAUGGAGGCACAUCACAAGGACUAGUCUCUCCAGUAACCAGUCAUCUGUCCAUGAAGAGUGACUUCUCUAUGGACCAUCCUGUCAAUUUGAGUGAUGGAACAGGAACCUUUGACCCCAGAAUCUCUAACCAAACUCAGAGACCAGUCUCUCCAGUAACCAGUCAUCUGUCCAUGAAGAGUGACUUCUCUAUGGACCAUCCUGUUAAUUUGAGUGAUGGAACAGGAACCUUUGACCCCAGAGGUGUCCAAAGGACUCGAGACCAGUCUCUCCAGUAACCAGUCAUCUGUCCAUGAAGAGUGACUUCUCUAUGGACCAUCCUGUUAAUUUGAGUGAUGGAACAGGAACCUUUGACCCCAGUAACCACAGAACAUUCAUGAGCUGAUUGUCUACUAGAAUGGAUGGCUGACCGACUGCCUGGUUGGUUAUUUUCUGUAGCUGUUUCCUCGCAGAGGGGUUGGGAGGUGCUCCUUUUCAUCCUGAAGUGCAUGUUGAAGUUUUUACAUCGUUAUAAGGAACCAUCAUCUCAAUCUGGAAUCUGUGUAUGUGUAAACUGCAGAGUUAACAUAUUCAGGAUUAACAUGCCGAUGUUGGCAGAGUCAUACACCCUGAAGAAGGCACAGUGAUGCCGAAACGUUGGAGAUUUACCCAAUAAAUUACUGGGAGGGAGUUUAUUUAUGGAGUGUGCAACUCUUUAUUUUUAUAGUUUACAGUUUAUUCAUUGUUAGUCAGCACCUCUACAUAAAAUCAUUUUCUAUGGGUGUACGCCAGCCCAUGUUUUUUAUUCGAGUGUCAUACUCCUAAAAGAAACAAAUGAAAGACAUUGUACUGUAGCAAGCUAACUAUCUGCCUGGAAUCGUUAAAUACGUUCCGUGAACCGUUUUAUCGUUCAGUAAAUUCAUCAAUAUCAAGUGCUCUAGGACACUCGAACAAGAGCGUUCGUAUUUCAGAGCAGAGCAAAAUUUACGAAAGCACCCCUAGUAAACUUGCUAGCUACUGUACUUCAGUGGAUGUUGAACACAUUUCUACCAACAAAUGAACACAAUUGCAGUGUUUUAAAGAUGCACCCAAAACCAGAUUCCUUUAAUUUACAGUGUUAAAUAACACUAGCAUGUGAGAACAAUAUUGUUUUGUUAACAAAUGUUUAAUUUUGCCGUUAUAAUAAGGUUGGUAGCAACAUCAAAUCAUUGUGGAGAUCUGUUGCAGCUCAAGUGUCUGUUGUAGCUUAAGGCUGUCGAAAGGAGAGGACCAAGGUGCAGCGUGGUGAGCGUACAUAUUCUUUUUAAUUAAGAAUGACGCAGACAAAACAAUAAACACUACCAAUGACAAACCGUGAAGCUCAAAGGCUAUGUGCCCUAAACAAAAUCAACUUCCCAUAAACACAGGUAGAAAAAGAGCUACCUAAGUAUGGUUCCCAAUCAGAGACAACGAUAGACAGCUGUCCUUGUUUGAGAACCAUACCCGCCAAAACCUAGAAAAUCAUAGAAACACAACACAUAGAAUAUCCACCCUAACUCGCCCUGACCAAACCAAAAUAGAGACAUAAAAAGGAUGGCUAAGGUCAGGGCGUGACAUCAAGUCUACUACAAAAUCCGCGUGACAGUACCCCUCAAAGGUACCCCCCUCAAAGGUACCCCCUCAAAAUCUAAACCUAUAGGGGAGGGUCUGGGUGGGCAUCUAUCCGCGGCGGCGGCUCAGAUGCGGGACGCAGACCCCGCUCCACCACUGGCUCACCCCACUUUGGUGGCACCUCUGGUGCGGGGACCCUCGUUGCGGGCCCCGGACUGGAGGCCGUCGCUGGAGGCUCCAGACUGGAGGCCGUCGCUGGAGGCUCCAGACUGGAGGCCGUCGCUGGAGGCUCCAGACUGGAGGCCGUCGCUGGAGGCUCCGGACUGGAGGCUGUCGCUGGAGGCCGUCGCUGGAGGCCGGAGAUCUGGUGCGUAGUACUUGCACAGCUCCUCUUGGCUGCAUGCCCACUUUAGCACAACACGUGCGGGGAGCUGGAACAGGCCGCACUGGGUUCUCCUGGCGAACUGGGAAACCGUGCGUAGAGCCGGCGCAGGACUCACUGGGCUGUGGAGGCGCACUGGAGGUCUGGAGCGCCAAGCUGGCACAAGACGUGCAGGGUGGGGAGGCGCACAGGAGGCUUAUUGCGUAGGGCUGGCACAGUCUUCACCAGACGGCUAGCACGCACCUCAGGACGAGUAUGGAGAGCUGACUCAGGAGAGGAGAAAUAUAGGAGAAAUGUGCUAGACCCUCUGUUAACUCUGGGAUAGGGGGACGCUUGUGUCCCACUUGGCCAAAAGCCAGGGAAAAUGCAGAGCGCCAAAUUAAAAUAAAAUGAUAUAAAGUCAAAGUUUCAUUAAAUCACACACGUAAGAUACUCAAUUAAAGCUACACUCGUUGUGAAUCCAGCCAACAUGUCAGAUUUCAAAAAGGCUUUUCGGCGAAAACAUAAGAUGCUAUUAUCUGAUGAUAGCACAACAGUAAACAAAGAGAGAGUAGCAUAUUUCAACCCUGCAGGCGCAACACAAAACGCAGAAAUAAAAUAUAAAUCGUGCCUUACCUUUGACGAGCUUCUUUUGUUGGCACUCCAAUAUGUCCCAUAAACAUCACAAAUGGUCCUUUUGUUCGAUUACUUCCUUCCAUAAAUAUCCAAAAUGUCCAUUUAUUUGGUGCUUUGAUCCAGAAAAAACUGCUUCCAAUUUGCAAAACAUCAUUACAAAAUAUCUCAAAAGUUACCUGUAAACUUUGCCAAAACAUUUCAAACUACUUUUGUAAUACAACUUGAGGUAUUUUUAAACGUUAAUAAUCGAUCAAAUUGAAGACGGGUCUAUAUGUUUUCAAUACAAGAGGACAACAAACUCAAGCAUGCUUUCUAGUCUUGCGCAACUCUCAAACAGUACACAUAACGUUACACUGAUUCAAGAUGGCCGUACUUCUUCAUUGCACGAAGGAAUAACCUCAACCUAUUUCCAAAGACUGGUGACAUCCAGUGGAAGCGGUAGGAACUGCAAACAAGUGCCUUAGAAAUCUAGUUCCCCAAUGAACUCAUUGAAUAGACAGUGACCUCAAAAAAAUAAAUCUGAAUGGGUAGUUCUCGGGUUUUGCCUGCUACAUAAGUUCUGUUAUACUCACAGGCAUGAUUCGAACCGUUUUAGAAACGUCAAAGUGUUUUCUAUCCAAAUCUACUAAUAAUAUGCAUAUCUUACAUUCUUGGCAUGAGUAGCAGGAAGUUAAAAUUGGGCACAUUAUUUAUCCAAAAGUGAAAAUGCAGCCCCCUAUCCCAAAGAUGUUUUAAGUUAAACAUUUCUCAGGGUAAUAGAAUUGCAAAAAUGUGAUCAAUGGCUCAUUCAAAGUGAUCCUCCCGAGUUAUGAACAUCAACCAGUAUUGAAAUCUGACAUGAAUGAUAGAGGUUUUUGCGAUCUAAAAGUCUUCCAGUGUAGUGAGGGCAACUUUGCUACAUUAUACCAGACGGAUUUCUAACUGCUUGAUCGCUAAUAACUCAGAUAAACAUGAAAUGACCUGGGAAUCAAUAGAACAUCCCUAAGAGAUGCACAAAACAAUAUAACAUUCAAAAUGGGUGAAUGUUUCCUUUAAAUUAUAGCCAUGGAAUGAAAUGGAUAACAAACUCAGGGCUCUAUGUAUUCUCUGGAAAAUAAUGCAAAUCCAUGGAAGGUUAGUUCCAUCUAUAUCUGUAGUGACUGAAGGAAUGAGUUAUCCAUCUAUAUCUAUAGUGACAGAAGGAAUGACAUAUCUAUAGUGACUGAAGGAAUGACUUAUCCAUCUAUAGUGACAGAAGGAAUGACUUAUCCAUCUAUAGUGACAGAAGGAAUGACUUAUCCAUCUAUAGUGACAGAAGGAAUGACUUAUCCAUCUAUAUCUAUAGUGACAGAAGGAAUGACAUAUCUAUAGUGACUGAAGGAAUGACUUAUCCAUCUAUAGUGAUAGAAGGAAUGACUUAUCCAUCUAUAUCUAUAGUGACUGAAGGAAUGACUUAUCCAUCUAUAUCUAUAGUGACUGAAGGAAUGACUUAUCCAUCUAUAUCUAUAGUGACUGAAGGAAUGACUUAUCCAUCUAUAUCUAUAGUGACAGAAGGAAUGACUUAUCCAUCUAUAUCUAUAGUGACAGAAGGAAUGACUUAUCCAUCUAUAUCUAUAGUGACAGAAGGAAUGACUUAUCCAUCUAUAUCUAUAGUGACAGAAGGAAUGACUUAUCCAUCUAUAGUGACAGAAGGAAUGACUUAUCCAUCUAUAGUGACAGAAGGAAUGACUUAUCCAUCUAUAUCUAUAGUGACAGAAGGAAUGACUUAUCCAUCUAUAGUGACAGAAGGAAUGACUUAUCCAUCUAUAGUGACAGAAGGAAUGACUUAUCCAUCUAUAGUGACAGAAGGAAUGACUUAUCCAUCUAUAGUGACAGAAGGAAUGACUUAUCCAUCUAUAGUGACAGAAGGAAUGACUUAUCCAUCUAUAGUGACAGAAGGAAUGACUUAUCCAUCUAUAGUGACAGAAGGAAUGACUUAUCCAUCUAUAGUGACAGAAGGAAUGACUUAUCCAUCUAUAGUGACAGAAGGAAUGACUUAUCCAUCUAUAGUGACAGAAGGAAUGACUUAUCCAUCUAUAGUGACAGAAGGAAUGACUUAUCCAUCUAUAGUGACAGAAGGAAUGACUUAUCCAUCUAUAGUGACAGAAGGAAUGACUUAUCCAUCUAUAGUGACAGAAGGAAUGACUUAUCCAUCUAUAGUGACAGAAGGAAUGACUUAUCCAUCUAUAGUGACAGAAGGAAUGACUUAUCCAUCUAUAUCUAUAGUGACUGAAGGAAUGACUUAUCCAUCUAUAUCUAUAGUGACUGAAGGAAUGACUUAUCCAUCUAUAUCUAUAGUGACUGAAGGAAUGACUUAUCCAUCUAUAUCUAUAGUGACAGAAGGAAUGACUUAUCCAUCUAUAUCUAUAGUGACAGAAGGAAUGACUUAUCCAUCUAUAUCUAUAGUGACAGAAGGAAUGACUUAUCCAUCUAUAUCUAUAGUGACAGAAGGAAUGACUUAUCCAUCUAUAUCUGUAGUGACAGAAGGAAUGACUUAUCCAUCUAUAUCUAUGGUGACAGAAGGAAUGACUUAUCCAUCUAUAUCUAUAGUGACAGAAGGAAUGACUUAUCCAUCUAUAUCUAUAGUGACAGAAGGAAUGACUUAUCCAUCUAUAUCUAUAGUGACAGAAGGAAUGACUUAUCCAUCUAUAUCUAUAGUGACAGAAGGAAUGACUUAUCCAUCUAUAUCUAUAGUGACAGAAGGAAUGACUUAUCCAUCUAUAUCUAUAGUGACAGAAGGAAUGACUUAUCCAUCUAUAUCUAUAGUGACAGAAGGAAUGACUUAUCCAUCUAUAUCUAUAGUGACAGAAGGAAUGACUUAUCCAUCUAUAUCUAUAGUGACAGAAGGAAUGACUUAUCCAUCUAUAUCUAUAGUGACAGAAGGAAUGACUUAUCCAUCUAUAUCUAUAGUGACAGAAGGAAUGACUUAUCCAUCUAUAUCUAUAGUGACAGAAGGAAGGAGUUAUCCUACGCACAUACAUACACACAAACAGUAGGUAUCCUACGCACAUACAUACACACAAACAGUAGGUAUCCUACGCACAUACUAACACACAAACAGUAGGUAUCCUACGCACAUACUAACACACAAACAGUAGGUAUCCUACACACAUACUUCCACACAAACAGUAGGUAUCCUACACACAUACUAACACACAAACAGUAGGUAUCCUACUCACAUACUUCCACACAAACAGUAGGUAUCCUACUCACAUACUUCCACACAAACAGUAGGUAUCCUACGCACAUACUUCCACACAAACAGUAGGUAUCCUACGCACAUACUUCCACACAAACAGUAGGUAUCCUACGCACAUACUAACACACAAACAGUAGGUAUCCUACGCACAUACUAACACACAAACAGUAGGUAUCCUACGCACAUACUACCACAGGAACAGUAGGUAUCCUACACACAUACUUCCACACAAACAGUAGGUAUCCUACACACAUACUAACACAGGAACAGUAGGUAUCCUACUCACAUACUUCCACACAAACAGUAGGUAUCCUACUCACAUACUUCCACACAAACAGUAGGUAUCCUACACACAUACUUCCACACAAACAGUAGGUAUCCUACGCACAUACUAACACACAAACAGUAGGUAUCCUACACACAUACUAACACACAAACAGUAGGUAUCCUACGCACAUACUUCCACACAAACAGUAGGUAUCCUACUCACAUACUAACACACAAACAGUAGGUAUCCUACACACAUACUAACACACAAACAGUAGGUAUCCUACGCACAUACUUCCACACAAACAGUAGGUAUCCUACUCACAUACUAACACACAAACAGUAGGUAUCCUACACACAUACUAACACACAAACAGUAGGUAUCCUACACACAUACUAACACACAAACAGUAGGUAUCCUACACACAUACUAACACACAAACAGUAGGUAUCCUACACACAUACUACCACACGAACAGUAGGUAUCCUACACACAUACUAACACACAAACAGUAGGUAUCCUACACACAUACAUACACACAAACAGUAGAUGAGUUUUAUCCUUCUCCAUAGUUCUCACCACUGUGUAUCACUACCCAGCCGACAGGUCCAUUCCCCGAGAUUAGGGAAACCUUGAGAAGUACUCCCUAUGCUAUCAUAGGUUCCUCCGAGUCCGAGCCAGGUCGGUCCAAACACAGUUUAACUGUACUCUUUUUUUUGUCUUCGGCACACACAUACAAGUUCAAAUCCUAAGCUACGCCUUGCUCAGACAGUCUGUGUUUUUCCACUAUACAGAUACAUUGUUUAACCUAAUUCUGACUAAAACUACACACUUCAUCAGAUUAUAAUUUUAUAAUUCUAAUCAAUUUCAUACAGUUUUAAGGUUUCAAAGUGGAAUUAUUUUAUCAUUACCUUUCAAAAUAUACAUUAUCUUAUCACACACACUCAGAGAGCAGAGUAUACUGUUCCCAGCUGUCUGUCUAUGAACAGUGACUUCUCCAUGGAUCAUGCUGUCAAUUCCAGUGGUGUUGGAUCAAUUACCUUUGACCCAAGAUCAGUCACUAGUCAGAAUGUAUGAUAUUAUUAGUGAAGAGAAGAAUCUCCAAGAUGUCAUAUAUUACUUUUAUUUUUUUUUUUGUAAUGUGUAGUUUGUUGUAACAGUUUAUUACAGCAAUACUCUUGUAUCUCUGUAGUAGAUGGUCUACUCUGUUAGAGGAUCAGUAUCUAUCUCCUUUAUCUAUGUAGUGGAUGAUCUACUCUGUUAGAGGAUCAGUAUCUCUCUCCUUUAUCUCUGUAGUGGAUGGUCUACUCUGUUAGAGGAUCAGUAUCUCUCUCCUUUAUCUAUGUAGUGGAUGAUCUACUCUGUUAGAGGAUCAGUAUCUCUCUCUCCUUUAUCUAUGUAGUGUAUGAUCUACUCUGUUAGAGGUUACUACUAGCUGUAAACAAGACAGAGUCAGAUGGACUUUCCAGGUUACUACUAGCUGUAAACAAGACAGAGUCAGAUGGACUUUCCAGGUUACUACUAGCUGUAAACAAGACAGAGUCAGAUGGACUUUCCAGGUUACUACUAGCUGUGGUCAAGACAGAGUCAGAUGGACUUUCCAGGUUACUACUAGCUGUAAAUAAGACAGAGUCAGAUGGACUUUCCAGGUUACUACUAGCUGUGGUCAAGACAGAGUCAGAUGGACUUUCCAGGUUACUACUAGCUGUGGUCAAGACAGAGUCAUGCCAAGUAGACAUCUUCUAUUUCAGACAACUGGAAAACGCACCAGUCACUUCACAAGUGGAGAAACACCAAAAACGACCACGUGUCAUCUGAAGUGAUGGACAUCAUGAAAGGCAAAGUCGCAGGAGAUACUCUGGAACUGAAAUCAUACCUUCCAGGAGAACUGAGAUAUCAAUACAGUCUGUUGUCUGCUGUGGGAGAGGAGAGUUAUCAUUCACUGAAGAAACCAGUGUUGCAACAGUUACACUCAGGUCAUUGUGGUUCACAUUAAGUAAAUUGCACAAAGCUACUUCCUUCCGGUGGCUUGGAUUGGAUGGAAGCUUUUCCUUUCAAUGAUAAUUACAUGUUUUGGUUCCACCUCGACUCACGUUGUUUGAACGUCCUCCACUUUAUUCCAGGCUACACGUCACUAAAUUUGUUUUGACAAGUUACAGACAGUAGCCUACAAUUAGCAAAAUAAAACUCAAAUGAUUGAACAUGAAAUGUACUUCAAUAUGUUUGAAAUAGGCUUAUAGCCACCGUUUAACGCAGUCAUCUCGGUUUUCAUUUAAUACUUUAUACAUCGCUUGUUUGUAUCAAUUGCAAAGACAACUUUGGCAACUUUGCAUUUGUAGUCAGCUUUGUUCUGAAGUUAUCGGUCACUGAGAGACGGAUAAACCAUGUGAUAUUAUGUUUAGCGGAGAACCUCUAUGUUUAUAAAGAACGAGGAAGGCAAAAAGUAUCUAACGACCCACUUAGCUGUUCUACGAGUGGUCUGAGGCAGGAGUACACGGAACCCAAACCGCCUGCCAUCGUGCAUAAAUGUAUUUUGUCCCCCUACACCAAACGCGUUCAAGACACGCAGGUUAAAAUGUCAAAACAAACUCUGAACCAAUUACAUUCAUUUGGGGACAGGUCGAGAAGCAUUAAACAUUUAUGGCAAUUUAGCUAGCUAGCUUGCACUUGCUAGCUAAUUUGUCCUAUUUAGCUAGCUUGCUGUUGCUAGCUAAUUUGUCCUAUUUAGCUAGCUUGCUGUUGGUAGCUAAUUUGUCCUGGGAUAUAAACAUUGAGUUGUUAUUUUUCCUGAAAUGCACAAGGUCCUCUACUCUGACAAUUAAUCCACACAUAAAACGGUCAACCGAAUCGUUUCUAGUCAUCUCUCCUGCUUCCAGGCUUUUUCUUCUCUGGACUUUAUGUUGCGAUUGGCAGCUUUCAUAAAUUAGAUGCAUUACAGCCACCAACCUCGUUCGUCUUUCAGUCACCCACGUGGGUAUAACCAAUGAGGAGAUGGCACGUGGGUACCUAGUUAUACAAACCAAUGAGGAGACGGGAGAGGCUGGACUUGCAGCGCGUUCUGUGUCAGAAAUAGAACUGACUUCUAUUUUAGCCCUUGGCAACGCAGACGCUCGUGGGCGCGCGCCAGCAGUGUGGGUGCAAUAAUUGAAUAACAGAUUUCUACAUUUAUUUUGUAACGCGAGCGGUGUAGUCAGGGUAUUAGUUUAAGAGCGUUUUCAAGUGCAAAGUCAAUAACAAUGGUUUUGGGAAACAGCUCUGUUACGAAUUUCCCACGGUUGAAUUCAUAACAGAAUGACAAAUUCUGGGGGCGGAGUCAGUGAGUCAAACUAGUAAAAUGCUCCUACGAAGGAUCUAACAAUUAACUUAGCCAUACGAUGCUUUUGGGAAACCAGGCUCCUGUCUCAUCAUUAUUGAAUUGUUAUACAGACGUGGUUAUGAAACCCACCAGACAUAACAACAGAUUGGUAAUGAGUAAGUCUGAAUCUACAGGAACUAUUCUGUCUGGAAGAAGUCUGUUGUUACUACUGUUUAAGCUGUUAUUUUCUGUGGUUCAGUCCAGGAUAAUGUUAGCUCAGUGUACUACUAGCAGAGGCCAGGGCAUAGUGGAGCUAUCUAAGAGAGUUAACAUCGUCAUGGACGGCAGAAAAGGACUCGAGAUGGAUGUCAGAAGGAGAAAACAGCUUAAUUUACAAAGGAAGGAAUAUUAUUGGACAUUUUGAUGAAAGUAUUGAGCAGUGGAGCUCAUAUACAGAACGGUUUGAAUAUUUAGUUCUUGUAAAUGACAUUGAUCAGGACAACAUUGUGCCUCCAUGGUUUAGUAUAACGGGGCCAAAGACACAUCAUUUACUAGACAGCCUGCUACAGUCAGACAGAUCAGGUAAUAAGACGAUGGGGAUGUUGUGGAGAUACUUAAAGGACAUUUUUCACAGGAACCACUAGUUAAUACUGAAAGGACAUGUUUCACAGGAACCACUAGUUAAUACUGAAAGGACAUUUUUCACAGGAACCACUAGUUAAUACUGAAAGGACAUUUUUCACAGGAACCACUAGUUAAUACUGAAAGGACAUGUUUCACAGGAACCACUAGUUAAUACUGAAAGGACAUUUUCACAGGAACCACUAGUUAAUACUGAAAGGACAUGUUUCACAGGAACCACUAGUUAAUGCUGAAAGGACAUGUUUCACAGGAACCACUAGUUAAUACUGAAAGGACAUUUUUCACAGGAACCACUAGUUAAUACUGAAAGGACAUUUUUCACAGGAACCACUAGUUAAUACUGAAAGGACAUUUUUCACAGGAACCACUAGUUAAUACUGAAAGGACAUUUUUCACAGGAACCACUAGUUAAUACUGAAAGGACAUUUUUCACAGGAACCACUAGUUAAUACUGAAAGGACAUUUUUCACAGGAACCACUAGUUAAUGCUGAAAGGACAUUUUUCACAGGAACCACUAGUUAAUGCUGAAAGGACAUUUUUCACAGGAACCACUAGUUAAUACUGAAAGGACAUUUUUCACAGGAACCACUAGUUAAUACUGAAAGGACAUGUUUCACAGGAACCACUAGUUAAUACUGAAAGGACAUUUUUCACAGGAACCACUAGUUAAUACUGAAAGGACAUUUUUCACAGGAACCACUAGUUAAUACUGAAAGGACAUGUUUCACAGGAACCACUAGUUAAUACUGAAAGGACAUUUUUCACAGGAACCACUAGUUAAUACUGAAAGGACAUUUUCACAGGAACCACUAGUUAAUGCUGAAAGGACAUUUUUCACAGGAACCACUAGUUAAUACUGAAAGGACAUUUUUCACAGGAACCACUAGUUAAUACUGAAAGGACAUUUUUCACAGGAACCACUAGUUAAUACUGAAAGGACAUGUUUCACAGGAACCACUAGUUAAUACUGAAAGGACAUUUUUCACAGGAACCACUAGUUAAUACUGAAAGGACAUUUUUCACAGGAACCACUAGUUAAUGCUGAAAGGACAUUUUUCACAGGAACCACUAGUUAAUGCUGAAAGGACAUUUUUCACAGGAACCACUAGUUAAUACUGAAAGGACAUUUUUCACAGGAACCACUAGUUAAUACUGAAAGGACAUUUUUCACAGGAACCACUAGUUAAUACUGAAAGGACAUUUUUCACAGGAACCACUAGUUAAUACUGAAAGGACAUUUUUCACAGGAACCACUAGUUAAUACUGAAAGGACAUUUUUCACAGGAACCACUAGUUAAUACUGAAAGGACAUGUUUCACAGGAACCACUAGUUAAUACUGAAAGGACAUGUUUCACAGGAACCACUAGUUAAUACUGAAAGGACAUUUUUCACAGGAACCACUAGUUAAUGCUGAAAGGACAUUUUUCACAGGAACCACUAGUUAAUACUGAAAGGACAUUUUUCACAGGAACCACUAGUUAAUACUGAAAGGACAUGUUUCACAGGAACCACUAGUUAAUACUGAAAGGACAUUUUUCACAGGAACCACUAGUUAAUGCUGAAAGGACAUGUUUCACAGGAACCACUAGUUAAUACUGAAAGGACAUUUUUCACAGGAACCACUAGUUAAUACUGAAAGGACAUUUUUCACAGGAACCACUAGUUAAUGCUGAAAGGUUCAGGUUCCACAGGAGACAUCAGGACGAGGGAGAAUCAGGACCAAUGUUUGCUGCUGCAUUAAAGAACCUAUCAGAACACUGAGUUGAAUGGUGUUCUAAAUGACAUCAUCAGAGACAGACUAGUAUGUGGCUACGGAGUGAAGACACACAAGAGACUGUUGACUGAAAGUCAUCUGACCUUGACAAAGGACAUUGAAAUCAGUGUGUCCAGGAGGGGUUGGGGGUUGGAUUGGGGGAUGGUCCCAGGAGGGGUUGGAGGGUGUGUUGAUGCAGCUCACAUGAGUGAUUGCACAUGUGGUUAAUUAUAAUUGUAUUUAGCUGCAAUAAGUGCGUUCCAUAAUAUACUGAUAUAUAUUUUAACAGUAUUGUGUCUCCGGCUGUAUAACUGUUCCUGCUGCUAUUUGUUCUGAUAUAUAUUUAACAGUAUUGUGUCUCCAGCUGUAUAACUGUUGCUGCUGCUAUUUGUUCUGAUAUAUAUAUUAACAGUAUUGUGUCUCUAGCUGUAUAACUGUUCCUGCUGCUAUUUCUUCUGAUAUAUAUUUAACAGUAUUGUGUCUCUAGCUGUAUAACCAUUCCUGCUGCUAUUUGUUCUGAUAUAUAUAUUAACAGUAUUGUGUCUCUAGCUGUAUAACUGUUCCUGCUGCUAUUUGUUCUGAUAUAUAUAUUAACAGUAUUGUGUCUCUAGCUGUAUAACUGUUCCUGCUGCUAUUUCUUCUGAUAUAUAUAUUAACAGUAUUGUGUCUCUAGCUGUAUAACUGUUCCUGCUGCUAUUUCUUCUGAUAUAUAUAUUAACAGUAUUGUGUCUCUAGCUGUAUAACUGUUCCUGCUGCUAUUUCUUCUGAUAUAUAUUUAACAGUAUUGUGUCUCUAGCUGUAUAACCAUUCCUGCUGCUAUUUGUUCUGAUAUAUAUAUUAACAGUAUUGUGUCUCUAGCUGUAUAAUUGUUCCUGCUGCUAUUUCUUCUGAUAUAUAUAUUAACAGUAUUGUGUCUCUAGCUGUAUAAUUGUUCCUGCUGCUAUUUCUUCUGAUAUAUAUAUUAACAGUAUUGUGUCUCUAGCUGUAUAACUGUUCCUGCUGCUAUUUCUUCUGAUAUAUAUAUUAACAGUAUUGUGUCUCUAGCUGUAUAACUGUUCCUGCUGCUAUUUCUUCUGAUAUAUAUAUUAACAGUAUUGUGUCUCUAGCUGUAUAACUGUUCCUGCUGCUAUUUCUUCUGAUAUAUAUAUUAACAGUAUUGUGUCUCUAGCUGUAUAACUGUUCCUGCUGCUAUUUGUUCUGAUAUAUAUAUUAACAGUAUUGUGUCUCUAGCUGUAUAACUGUUCCUGCUGCUAUUUCUUCUGAUAUAUAUAUUAACAGUAUUGUGUCUCUAGCUGUAUAACUGUUCCUGCUGCUAUUUGUUCUGAUAUAUAUAUUAACAGUAUUGUGUCUCUAGCUGUAUAACUCUUCCUGCUGCUAUUUUUUCUGAUAUACACUUCCGUUCAAAAGUUUGGGGUUACUUAGAAAUGUCCUUGUUUUUGAAAGAAAAGCUAUUUUUGACCAUUAAAAUGAACAUCAAAUCGA
Oncorhynchus keta (chum salmon) is the source of this 13460-nucleotide messenger RNA. RefSeq lists its product as uncharacterized. The coding region runs from base 4163 to 5815 and encodes 550 amino acids. Lineage: Eukaryota; Metazoa; Chordata; Actinopteri; Salmoniformes; Salmonidae. The record is from RefSeq and is a predicted model, not a curated record. The transcript is spliced from 9 exons.